Molecule: messenger RNA, 5099 nt
Organism: Thrips palmi
Lineage: Eukaryota; Metazoa; Arthropoda; Insecta; Thysanoptera; Thripidae
Gene: fz2
Product: frizzled-5
Exons: 6
Coding region: 507-2564 (685 amino acids)
Biological process (GO): canonical Wnt signaling pathway; non-canonical Wnt signaling pathway
Cellular component (GO): plasma membrane
Molecular function (GO): Wnt-protein binding; Wnt receptor activity
Source: RefSeq, a predicted model, not a curated record
GCCAGCCAGUCUGCCCGCAGCGCCCGGCGAGAGAGCACGCGGAACGCAGGAGCUCUGCCGCCGCGGACGACUUCGCGCAUCGCGCUCUUGCCGGCACGCUCGUCGACGUCGAAGACCCCAAACAGUGACAUUCGCUUCGCCGCCCGGUCACCGCGCUACGACCCGACCACCUGGCCAAGGACCGGCCCAGCGCCACUGGAUUACGCCCCUGGAUUUACGCGUGUGUGCGCCUGUGCGUGUGUGGGUGCGAGUGACAUGUGAAACAGUGUUAGUGCUGAAUUAGAGAGUGAUGUCGCCGAGCUGCCCGUCGUCGCCUCGGCCAGGAAUGCCCGCCAGGAUACCGCGGCGGCUCGAAGGCUGAGACGGCCACCAUCGCCUCGACGCGGCUCUUCCGAACGAGGUGAGUUGGCUGCGCCGUUUGCGGUUCGAGAUGAGGAUUGCGGCCGAACCCCCGAAUCCCCGAAUCGGAAAGAGAUGAAAGGGGAGAAUCGGGUCAAUCGGUGACCAUGCUGCUGCUCGUGCUGCUGGCGGCGCUGGGCGGCGUCCUGGGGCAGGGCCUCGGCGGCCACGGGCCGCACCCGGGCCCCCAUCCCGGACUGAGCCCCGCGGGGGGCGUGGGGUCGGCGUCGGCGGCCCUGGGCCGCUGCGAGGAGAUCACCAUCCCCAUGUGCAGGGGCAUCGGGUAUAACCUGACGUCCAUGCCCAACGAGCUGAACCACGACACCCAGGACGAGGCCGGCCUGGAGGUGCACCAGUUCUGGCCGCUGGUGGAGAUCAAGUGCUCCGAGGACCUCAAGUUCUUCCUGUGCUCGCUGUACGCGCCGCUGUGCAUCCCCGACUACCUGCACCCGCUGCCGGCGUGCCGCAGCGUGUGUGAGCGCGCGCGCUCGGGCUGCGAGCCGCUCAUGCACCAGUACGGCUUCCAGUGGCCCGAGCGCAUGAACUGCGAGAAGCUGCCCGAGAGCGGCGACCCGGAGCACCUGUGCAUGGAGCAGCAGGAUCGCGGCGCGGCGGGGGCGGGGUCGGGGUCCGGGGGCAGGCACCCCGGGCCGGGCCCCACCAAGCGGCCGCCCAGCCAGUUCGCCACGCCCGCCACCAAGUGCAAGCCGGGCAAGAACGGCAAGGGCUGCCCCCAGCAAGUGUUCCCCGACCGGGACCGCGACAGGAACACUGGGCUGGUGCCCGGGGCGCCGGGGCGCGAUUGCCCGUGCAGGUGCCGACGUCCGCUGGUGCCGCUGGAGAGGAACUCGACGUGGUACAACCGCAACAUCAGCGUGGCGGGCGUGGAGAACUGCGCCUUCCCGUGCCGCGGCGUCUUCUUCACCAAGGAGGAGGAGCAGUUCGCCGAGGUGUGGAUCUCGCUGUGGUCCGGCAUGUGCGCGCUCUCCACCUUCAUGACCAUCACCACGUUCCUCAUCGACCGGCAGCGCUUCAAGUACCCGGAGAGGCCCAUCGUGUUCCUGUCGGCCUGCUACCUCAUGGUGAGCGUGGGCUACCUGAUCCGCGUGGGGCUGGGCCACGAGGAGGUGGCCUGCGACGGCGCCAUGAUCCGGUACAGCGCGCACGCGCACGGCCCCUACGCGCACGGCCAGGGCCAGGGCCCAGUGGCGUGCACCGUGGUGUUCCUGCUGGUGUACUACUUCGGCAUGGCGUCGUCCAUCUGGUGGGUGGUGCUGACGCUGACGUGGUUCCUGGCGGCGGGCCUCAAGUGGGGCAACGAGGCCAUCGCCGGCUACUCGCAGUACUUCCACCUGGCGGCCUGGCUGGUGCCCACGGUGCAGACGGUGGCCGUGCUGGUGAUGGCGGCCGUGGACGGCGACCCCGUGGCGGGCAUCUGCUACGUGGGCAACCAGAACGCGGACCACCUGCGCGUGUUCGUGCUGGCGCCGCUGCUGGUGUACCUGCUGCUGGGCAUGAGCUUCCUGGUGGGCGGCUUCGUGUCGCUGUUCCGCAUCCGCAGCGUCAUCAAGCAGCAGGGCGGCGUGGGCGGGCGCAGCAAGGCGUACAAGCUGGAGAAGCUCAUGAUCCGCAUCGGCAUCUUCAGCGUGCUGUACGCCGUGCCCGCCACCAUCGUCAUCGGCUGCCACCUGUACGAGAGCUCGCUCUUCACGGACUGGAUGCAGCCGCUGGCCUGCCCGUGCGGCGCCACGCCCACCACGCCGCCGCGCCCGCUGUACUCGGUGCUGAUGCUCAAGUACUUCAUGGCGCUGGCCGUGGGCAUCACGUCGGGCGUGUGGAUCUGGUCCGGGAAGACGCUGGACUCGUGGCGCCGCCUGUGGGCGCGGCUCUGCGGCGGCCACUCCCCGCACGGCACCCUCAUCGCCAAGCCCCACCCGCACCACCCGCACCUGCUGCCGCUGCCCGGCCACGGCAACCUGCACGGCACGCACGGCACGCUGCACAGCAACCUCCACGGCAUGCACGCCAACAUGGGCGGCAUGGGCGUGGGGUCGUCGCUGCUGAGCGCGCCCAGCGUGCACAUCGCGCACGGCGGCCUGGGCCACGGCGCGCCCAGCGUGCAGAGCUCGCUGUACCUCAAGCAGCAGCCGCUCAGCCACGUAUGACAGAGACAGAGCCCCGAUGGGCCCGACAGUGUCGUCGACGGGGACGAGGAUGCCGAGUCGGACGUCGAGGAUGUCCGGCACGGCCCGGUGGGGGCCCAGGCCCACGCCCAGGCCCACGCCCAGGCCCACGCCCAGGGCCACGCCCAGGGCCAGGGUCGCCUCAGGGGGCCCCUCAGCAACUACGGGCCCAUCUAGGUCGCCACGUCCACUCUGUCGCGGGCCGUCGCGAGGGCGUCACGCCGUGUUUUGCUAGUCAAUUUGAUGGGACGGAGGCCUUGCUGCCCGGCCGCCCGAUGGACCUAAUGCUGAUGCUGAUCUCUGGAGAGGAGCGAAGGGGAAGUCCAGGGUCAGUGUGGGGAAUCGAAUCGAAUCGAGGGGAAGGCUGCCAACGCCACCGGCUUCGAGUCUCUCUGGGAGAAAGCGAAAAAGUGUCUUCAAUUUAUUUUUUUUUUUCAUACCAAUUGAUUUCCCAUACUGACCCUCUUAUAGUCAAAUUAGCUCUGUGUGUGUGUCUGUGUGUGUGUGACUGUCUCUGUGUGUCUGAGAGUGAAAGAGUGCUCCUGUGAAAAGUGAGAACAAGUCUCACUGUUGACAUGCAUUCAGUAAUUGUUAAAUUAUUAGUGUCUGUUUUUCUUUCUUUUUAUUUUAUGAACAGGAGCUUUUUAAUACAAUGCUCAGUGUUUAGAAUUCUGAACUGUACGUUACAUUUAGCGACCAAUGAACUGUUUUAAGAUUGAAGUCUUUUAACUUACAUUUGCUGCACUUACAACUGCCGUACUCCAGUUCUUUGGUAUCAGCGAUUACCCACAAUCGUACUGCAUAAUCAAUCAAUGCUCAGUCGCGUCUCUUUUAUAUUGUGUACAAAUUGUAAAUGAAGUAACAUGUUAAUGUUAUUGUAAGUAGCACAUUAGAAAGAAGUACAUUUUCUAAGUGCAAUAGUCAUGUAAAAACAAAACUUUAGUUCACUUUUUAUUUUGUUGACUCAAUUUUCAUUAUCUGUUUAUGUAUUUUUGUUUUCUUUUAUUAUGUACAUUUUGUAAAUACUCAAAGAAAGAUUUAUCUAUAUAUGAAUGUGUGCGGAGGACAUAGUAUAUUAUUACUGUACAUUCUUUGUGUGUUUGGAUAGCAAUAGUAAAUAGUACAGAACAGAUUGGUUAAUUACUGCACACAAGUCUCCCAGAUCCAGGAAUGAAAUUUUUUAUGACUGGUCAUAGUAAUGUAGUUUACCACUAUAAAUAUUUGCCAGACUGAUUAUGUGUGCCUCCCUUGACAGUCCAGGCAAGUGAGUGUGAUAGAACUUUUAACUGCUGAGAGUUAGUCUCCUAAUUUGCGAUAUAGAGUUGGCUUGUCACCUUGACUUGUUCAUCUUCUCUUCUGUAAGACAAAUUUAUUCCUUCUCCAUCUAGAAGUAAUAUAUUUUUCUUGCUCUUUUUUUGUGACUUUAAUAGUCUGGUCUUGCAGCUCUGAAUGAUGGUGAACAUGGACUAUUCUCACCAUUCAGUCUUCUUUUAUCUGGAUGUCUAUGCAUAUGUGUCUUCGAAAUUAGUUUUCUUGGUACAUUCUAUCUGCAGUUUAUUUAAAGAUCAACACUGAAGAUAAAAGGAUUAAGGGGAUGAAUCUUUUCUCUAGUAGUCAUUUAGAGGUCAGUAAGUAGCUGAUAUUAUGUAUCUGGUAGCGGGGCAUAAUGAUACUGAUUAGAGCUGAUUGCAAUUAAAUUGUUCUCUUCAUUUAGUCACAUUAUAAAUGUAACAUAGAGCAGAAUCAGUGGUAAGAUUGAAUAAUCCAACAGGGUUUUUGUCGUAUCUUGUUCAUUGAGAUCAGUUAAACAACCUUCAAUACGUAACUCUCUUUUUUUUCAUACCCCAAAUUUUAGUUAAUUAACUAGAAAUACAUUAAUGUAUUUGUGAGUUCACACAAAGAGAAGCUGUGGCAAGUUAUAACAUGUGAAAUUGAAUUCUUGACCAGACAUAUUUUAGACGUGUUGGCUUAGAUCUGUUGCACGACAAGAUGUCCUUUGUAACUCUGUGUGUACAUUCCGUUACAUUAUCGUGGAUAGUGAACAUUAGUAUGUAUAUGAUGCAACCUGCCUCAGUUCGUUCUGCAUCUGCAAUUACUUAGCUACUAUUUGAUCUUUGAAAUGCUUUUAAAGAUCUGUGAUUUUCAAAGCAUGGACCCUUUAUUUUUGUGAUAUUUAUACCUCUUUUCAAUGUGCCAUUAUUUUCCAUUUUUCCUUGCGUUUUAUCUAUUUUGCUUGACAGACAUAUCAAGAUUCUGUAUAUUUAAGAUUUUCAGCUUUGUAAUUACCUUUGGAACUGCUUUUUCUCUUGUCAUAAUUACAUUAUGCCAAAAAAAGGGAUGUGAUUUGGUGCACCUUGGCGUGGACUUUGUUCCAUCAUUUGCCGACCAACUGUAUACGAUUAGCUAAAAUGUACAGGAUUGUGUUAAUUAUUUAUAAUGUUACUGUUUGCAGUAAUUUGUUUCAAAGCUUGACAAAAAAAAAGCAGAACAAUAAACAUGGGAGGCUGUCUACUUCAA